AUGUGUCGCAUUGUGAGGCGAAAAAUUAUUGGAAAGAAGAUGACAGUUAGCUUUAACGAUAAAGGGGAACCCAUAGGGAAAGCUGGUAAAGAAAUGCAGUCAUAUAUUGGGGUGUUAGCUCGCAAGAAGGUUGCAAUCUCGAAUCCUACAUGGAACGAUGUUUUAAUGGAACAUAAAAACAAAAUCUGGGAAGGUGUAAAGUUGGCGUUUCUGUUGCGUCCAGAACACAAAAGAAUGGUUUUAAUCUCAGCAGGACGGAAAUGGAGAGAAUUCAAAAGUCAUUUGACUACCCGCUACAUUCUCCCUUAUAGGGAUAACCUUGAAAUGAUCGAGUCUCGUCCAGAGGACUAUCUUUUCAUUAAUCAACGGGAUUGGGAGAUUUUUGUAAAGGAUAGGUUGUCUGACACAUUCCUGGAAUUGCAUGAGAAACAGAAAAAAAAAAGGGCCUUAAAUAAGUAUCCUCAUCGGAUGUCACGUAAAGGAUACGCUGGAUUGGAGGAAGAACUGUCUGGAUGUAUGAGUGACUCUGAACUUGAUCGUGCAACGAUGUGGAUUAAGGCACGUCAGGACAAGAAUGGUGGGUUUAAAGAUCCUUUGGUAGAGGAGAAGGCCAAAAAAAUUGCUGCUUUGAAGAAAAAGGAGGUUGAGGGAGAGUUAAGCACUUCGGGUGCAGAUGAUGUGUUAACCUUAGCAUUAGGAAAUCCUGAAAAUACUGGAGUAGUAAGAGGAGUGGGAGGUUGUGUGAGGAAAUCUACAUAUUUUAACCUCCCAAAACGUCAAAAGCAAAGUGUUGAACAGACUGUUAGGUUAAGUGUUCAGAAGAUAAUGGAACAAGAGAGGGAGAAGAUAUUAGCAGAAGAACGAGCAAUUUGGGAGGAGAGAUUUAGGAGGUUACUAGAGAAGGUUGGUGCGAGUGCUUUGCAAACUGAGUCCCCCAAAGUUUCCACCCUUGACAAGCAAGUGGGUUCUGGACAAGGAAGUUGUUCAAAUUUGCAAGAGAAAAAUGUUGUGGGAACUGAAAAACUGAUUUCUGCCACUGUUAAGAAGUCUUUGGAUUUAGAACAUCUUCAGGAGCCAUCAAAAGAAUCUUUGGAAUUAAAACUUCCUCUUCAGGAGCCAGUAAAAGAUGUGAAUCCCAUUAGUGGAGUGGAGUUGAAUGCUACUGUGAAAGAUGUCAAAAAUAGUCAGGUGGUUGUUGAUCUGGAAAUCCAGAAGGGUUCAAUUCAGGCACAAACAAUUGGGAAAGAGUGCCGAUUGGCUACAGGUUCAAUCGAUAAUGUUGUAGCAAUUGCAACAAUUACAGAAGUCAAUGGUGAAAACAAUAGCCAGCUUAUCCAUGGUGUUCCAUUGGGCAAGGGAAACAGGCGUGUGUCAAUUGUCACUUCUCUAGUGGAUGAAGCUAAGCUUCCAUUUCCGAUUAAAGAUGAAAUAGUGACUGUUCGAGAUGCUAUCGGGACUUAUGUGGCCUGGCCUGAAAACCUUAUAAUUUUUCAAUGCGAGUCUAAGACGACAGCAAAGAGUAAAGGAUUGAAGAAGAGAAAAAGGGCAGAUGAAGAUGAUGAUGAAGAGGAAGAUAUAGACACUGCAUCACUGCCACCAACUACUCCUGCAUCUCUUAUUGCGGUAUGCAAUUGGGCCAAAGAAAGAAUGAGAAAUGCGCAAACAAUUAUCUGCGAGUUCGAUGAAAAGAUUUUCGGACAUCCAUCCAAAACUUUUAUCUGCAAACAUGAUAUUAAUAAUUUUGUUACCAUGAAGGAAGUAUCGGGCAGCUGCAUAGACAUCUAUAUUCGCUACCUAUAUUGUGUGUUGAAAAAAACAAAAAUGGUAGAUAUGGUUGGAUUUCUGGACAAUACAGAUGUUGGUGCCAUUGGGUGUGGCAGUCCAAUUGAGCGUUCCCGUGCUAUCGCCGAUAGGCUAAAACGAGCAAAGCGUGGUCAGAUUAUUUUGGUGCCAUAUAACUCUGGAUGUCAUUGGAUGCUGACUGUACUCAGUCCUGAAGAAGACAUUGUCUACUUCAUGGAUCCAUUAAAGAGGAGACUCUGCACAGGAGAGUGGAAGAAUAUUGUUGAUAAUGGCAUCAAAAUACAUAAUGCUCAACUCAAGAGGCAAGGCAGAAAGGCAACUACUUGGAAAAACUGUGCGGGUAUUCCGGAGCAAAAGACGGACAAAGACUGUGGAUAUUAUGUAAUGAGAUAUAUGAAGGAAAUAGUGGAAGAUAAGAGCUUAGAUUUUUUCACCAAGUGGGAGAGAAGAGGCAAAGCAGCAUAUACCCAGGAAGAUAUUGAUGUGGUCAGAAAUGAGUGGGCAAAGUUUAUUGUGAAGACAUAUAUGUAAGCAUUGUGCUUGGUACUUAUGGAGCUAUAUCUUCUUUUUUAGUUGAGUUGAAACUUUGUUCUAUGGAUUU
Messenger RNA from Rosa rugosa (rugosa rose), 2404 nucleotides. RefSeq lists its product as uncharacterized. Gene Ontology annotation, molecular function: cysteine-type peptidase activity. NCBI's taxonomy places the organism in Eukaryota, Viridiplantae, Streptophyta, Magnoliopsida, Rosales, Rosaceae. Gene Ontology annotation, biological process: proteolysis. Bases 1 to 2334 code for a protein of 777 amino acids. The record is from RefSeq and is a predicted model, not a curated record. The transcript is spliced from 12 exons.